CGGGACCGGUAGUCCGCGCGGCGGCGCUGCUGAGGGGAGCAGGCUCCGCGCCAUGGCGAUGAGUUGGGCCGUUCUCUGCGCGCUCGGGAUCGCCCUCGGGACGGCGGCGGGCGGCGAUGGAGCCAGCGGGCUGUCUGUCCCCGACGUGGUCACGCUCGAGAACGGCAGCUCCACAAACGUCCCUGUGACGCUACGUUCUCCACUGAAUGAAACCUUGGUGAUAACUUUUAACAUUACCUAUUCAUCCAAGAAUGGAACCAUUGUUGAACUACCCAGGCAAGUAGACUUCCCUGCUGGGUUAACUAAUUCAACCUUUGAAGUGAAAGCCAAAGACGUUGGCCAAGUUACAGUUUACCUUCAUACCAGUAAUUCCAACCAAACUGGCCCAAGGAUUUGCUUUCAGGUGCUUCAUAGUCAGAUACUGCGAUACGUAGACCAGGUGAUUGGCUGGAUCUACUUCUUAGCCUGGUCGAUCUCCUUCUACCCACAGGUUAUUGAGAACUGUCGGCGGAAGAGUGUCGUUGGGCUGAGCUUUGACUUCAUUGCAUUAAACCUCACUGGCUUCAUAGCAUACAGCGUAUUUAACGUGGGACUCUUCUGGAUUGUUGCCAUCAGGGAGCAGUUCCUACAUCAGUAUCCCAAUGGCGUGAACCCUGUGGAAAGCAGCGAUGUCUUCUUUAGUCUUCAUGCAGUAGCUAUCACGCUGUUUAUCAUUGUUCAGUGCUGCAUAUAUGAGAGAGCUAGCCAGAAAGUCUCCAAAAUUGUGGUUGGGCUGCUGGCACUUGCAUGGAUCUUCACCUUCACCAUGCUGUCUCUAGCUGCGGCUGACCAGAUCACAUGGCUACAGUUUUUAUUCUUCUUCUCGUACGUUAAACUGGGAGUCACGCUGAUCAAAUAUUUUCCACAGGCAUACCUGAAUUUUCGUCGCCAGAGCACGGUGGGGUGGAGCAUCGGAAACGUGCUGCUAGACUUCAUUGGUGGGAGCUUCAGCCUCCUUCAGAUGUUUCUGCAGUCGUACAACAACGAGGAAUGGAAGCUGAUCUUUGGAGAUCCCACCAAGUUUGGGCUGGGCCUCUUCUCCAUUGUCUUCGAUAUCCUAUUUAUGAUCCAGCAUUACUGCCUCUACAGGACACGAGGAUAUGAGCCUUUUGACUGAGGCCUUUGGCCCGUGUGGACACCAGCAUGGGAUGGGUUGGCCUUAUUGCACUUCUGUUCCUCUUCGCCAGGGACUGCAGUUAGCUCCCAUCCCCCUGAAUGCCAAAUGCCUUAAAAGGAUACCACGCUAUGCACCCAUUGACCCGGGAAGAGAUUACCUCUUCAAGCUACUUUGGAACCAGCCUGGCUUGGGCUGUCCUAGCUGCAGCUCCCCUCACUGCUCUAACAUGGGUGCAAUUAUGCUGCGUCUCCUUUAUGCUAGUUUCCAAAGAGCCAGAACCCAGGACAGCAAAAUCCCUUGCCAUCAGGGCCCUAAUACAACCAAUGCUAACAAAGUAACAGAGGAACAGGUAGUUCUGGCACAGAGCAGGAUCCAACCACUUUGCCUCCCCCGUCCAAACCAGGCUGUACAAGUAGGACAAGCUGCUGACACUUAUUUGGACAUGGGUAGCAAGGGACACCCCAGUCCUGCAACGCAUUCCAUAACAGCCAGUGGCUUUCUUGCACUUAGUAAGUUCAGCCAAUGUGUUCACUUGAGCAGCUCCUCUGUCACUCAGCUUUUCUUCCCUAAGGUGCUAAGAUAAGUAGCCCAGAUCAAGUGUGAGACUUUACUGCACUAAAUAGCAAGCUAUUGACACCUGGUUCUGGGGAAGUGCCUAGAGGUGUGUCUGCCAAGACAAGAACAGCCGGUGUGAGAACUCCACGCGGGCUGGGUUCAACAACUUAAGAAUUAAAAACUUGUACGAUGCGUUUUAAAGCCUUUGCCCUUUCCUGAGUGUUCUGGGCCAUAACUAAGCAGUUGUAGCCCCUUCCAAGCAGAUGUCAAAACAGGGACAUCCCCCAAGGAAGGGAGGCAGGAGGGGAAGGGUACUUACGGGAGAGGGUGGCGAGUAAUACCUGCUGGGCCUUGCUGUAGUAAACCGUCAGUUCAACUGCAAGAUUAGGCAGGGUUGUUCCAACCCUGGAUUUCUGCCAAAUUCAGAUGACAGGCCUCUUUCCUGUGAGACCCCCCUACCUGGGUACUGUCUGCUGCAACUCAUGCCAUCACUGCCCUUUCAUUGCUCUACCUUGCGUGGGCAGCCACAUGUUUAAAAGGCAACCCUUGCUCUGAGGCAACUGAACGGGAGAGGCAGGAAGACGACGCUGAAGCGGGAAGCAACGUUGUUUUAAAUGUGAAAAGAAGGCAGUUUAAGAAAUCCAGCUUGUUUUAUUGUGUGUAAAAUCAAGUGAACCAGCAGUACAAACAGCAGUGUGUACACUGCUACAGUAACAAAAAUAACAGCUUUACCACAACUUGUCAUUGAAGGUACAAAAAGUCAGGAAUAUUGGAAUUAUACAGUAUAAAGUAUUAACAAACAAGGCAGAGAGGCAGCUGCUGGUACACAGACAGACUAUUCUUGGAGAUGUGUUAAUGAAGAUUAAAGCCUCACUAUAGUCAACCCCUACAUGGCACUGCAGUCAUGUGCUGAAAUAAGUUAGUCUAACACCUCCUCAGUGUCUAUUUACAAUAACCUGAUGCCUGUGGAGAAGAGCAUAAC
This is a messenger RNA of Gavialis gangeticus (Gharial), 2693 nucleotides long. RefSeq names its product cystinosin, lysosomal cystine transporter (gene CTNS). NCBI's taxonomy places the organism in Eukaryota, Metazoa, Chordata, Crocodylia, Gavialidae. Gene Ontology annotation, molecular function: L-cystine transmembrane transporter activity. The record is from RefSeq and is a predicted model, not a curated record. Gene Ontology annotation, cellular component: lysosomal membrane. The transcript has 10 exons. Bases 53 to 1156 code for a protein of 367 amino acids. Gene Ontology annotation, biological process: L-cystine transport.